Messenger RNA from Anneissia japonica, 2407 nucleotides. RefSeq lists its product as uncharacterized. The transcript has 2 exons. The record is from RefSeq and is a predicted model, not a curated record. NCBI's taxonomy places the organism in Eukaryota, Metazoa, Echinodermata, Crinoidea, Comatulida, Comatulidae. The coding region runs from base 20 to 1864 and encodes 614 amino acids.
AGUGAGGACUAAAGUUAAGAUGGAUGUCGAACAAGGCUUAUGCUGGCGAUGUGAAACAAACAAAGCAAAGAAGAAGUGUACUCGUUGCAAUAUUGCUGAGUAUUGUGGAACUCAGUGUCUGGAUCAUGACAAGAUCAGACAUAAAGUAGAAUGCGACAUGUGGAAUAGAGGCAAAGAGUGUGCAAGAUGUAAGAAAAAAAUUAAAUGCUCAUCGUGUUCUGCAUGCAAAGAAAUUACGUAUUGCAGCCGAGAAUGUCAACGCCAACAUUGGCCAUCUCACAAAACUGAAUGCAAACAAAUUCGCCAACAAUUGAAAACGUUGGCUGAAAAGCACAGAUUUCACCUUCAGUGGCAUAAUGAAAUGCAAACGAUGAAUGAUUUCCCUUACUAUUUCGGGAACACUCUUGCUGUCGAUGUACUGAAACUAGGCUGCAACGAAGCAGAACCAUCUUCCAAAAAUGUUGUUUCUCAACUUGCAAGAGAUUACAACAUCUUAUUCGCAGGUGUUGGAGACUUACGCAAUCUCCUGCUUACAACAGCAUCACUUCCAAGCAACUUCACAGGUAAUGUUAGGUUUACCCUAAACGAUAUCGAUCCAUUUGUUCUAGCUAGAGGUGCACUGUUCCUGUAUAUGAUGAUAACUCGGAGUUCAAGAGAAUAUAUCGAGGUGUCAAUCACGAAUGUAUGGUAUUCGAUUCAACUCCCAGAUGAAGAUUUCUAUCUUUUGAUGUCAGCCCUCAGUGAACUUAUGGAACACACUGUCGAAACACUGAAGGGUAAGACAAACAAUCUUCUGGAUGUAGAGGAGAAGGAUUUUGAAAUGAUGAAAGAGAUUUGGAAAAAGUGGAGAGAAAUGGAAUGUAAUACUGGAAAGUAUAAUUCCAUUCAUUUGUCUGCUCAGAGAUCCAGCAUAUUUGACAGAGAUCCCGGGUCAUCAAAUGGUAUAUCGACUUACAUUCAUUUGAUUCCGCAAGAGUAUCGCAUAUCUGCAAAAAAAUACUUUGAAAACGGAUUGUUUUUACCAAAUGAUGUCCAUAAAAGAACCGAAUUGAAAUAUGAUAACCCUACCUUAACUGGACGCCCAAGGUUUGCGGAAAAAAGCGUGCAUGUUCGGUCAAGACCAAAGUUUUAUAACUUCGUAUACUGCAUCCGAGCUGAUGUAUUGCCAUUCAAUGGCUGGGAUUACAUCCAGGCAAUAAAAGUAUCGCAACCAAACUCAAUCGUUGAUCUAUUCCAUACGUACAUUGCCAGCAUCAUAAAAUCUGCAUUAAUAUUUUUUGAAAGAAAUAUGAUCUAUUCAAAACCCAUUCUCAAAAACUGUACAGAUCUUUUUAAGUUACCUAAUGCAAAGCCUGAAUUCGACCGUAUUAUGACAUCAAACAUUGCAGAUUACAUUAACAUCAAGGUACUGCUAUCAUCAAUGCGCCCUCUUCUGAGCACAACUAACAAACAUGCCGUACUUGUUACAGAAAUAAUGAACUGGACACGCUGGUGUCCAGAGGCAGAUUUGGGAAAUCCACUGAAUGCAUUCAAGAUAUACCGCUUAGGAUUGCCCGAUAAAUUGUUUCAAGACACAGGGCGCCGUAAUGAUUUUGAAAAUAUGCUUCAAGGUAUGAAAGCUUACUAUGACGACACUACAUUUUUCAUUCGUUACUUGCGCAUUUUGUUUCUUGCGACAACUAAUGAAACGUCAGUAGAAGAGAUUCCAUUCUUUCUUAAAUCUUUUGAAAAUAUUGAAGGUUUUUGUCUCAGAGAUUUCACAAAAGAACUUAAUAAGGUAAUUCCAUUUCGAUAUCGGCUGAACACAAGGCUAUGUAAUCAUUGUACUGGAUUUGAGAGAAAUUUAGAAUGGCAACUGGUUUAAAAUAUAGGCCUAUCAAAAGAUCAGAACACACAAUCAAGUCAAAAGGAAAAAAAAGAGAUGCAGAUUGUGUGAAACACAGAAUGUUGGGUAGCAAAAGGCCAGGUGAGAAAAAGGAGGAAAAAAGGCCCGAUAGUAAAAUAUUGUGUUGCUUAAGGCUCGAAGGUAAAAAGCCGUGUAAAGGAAUCAUGACGACAGAUUUCCAUAUGGGAUACUAGUGUCACGAAAAUUCGGGUACCAUCGAGAAAUUAGGUUCCAGACCUAAAUUCUCGUUUAAGCGAAAAUUUUGGGUUUCGAUAAAUUAAGUUCCACUCUCACUUUAUGGCCCUUAUAGUACAGUGCAUAAAUAUUUUCUAUGUUUUGAAACUAACGAACUGAUCGUUAUUAAGGAGGUGAACUUGUAUUUGGAACAAAAACCGUGAAAAUAAGCAGAAAAUAUACAAUUUUGAAUGUUUUUUAGUCUUGUUAAUGCUUUAGUACGCGUCUGCAAAGACUACGAUGCUGACCAAAUCCCAUCACUGCUGCAAGAGCAGCGCGAAGAUUGUC